AUGGCAACCGAGUUACGAUCCUUGCGGAAACGGGAACGUCAGCUUUUAAGGUCCUUAGAGGGUGUGCGUCAUUUUGUCCAGCAUUAUGAAGAGGCCAGAGAUGGCGGACAAGUCAGCCUGCGAAUGCAAGGACUGGAGGAGGUCCACAAGGAAUAUUUCGCAGUUCGUAGUAAGCUUGAGUUGUUGGUUGAAGACGCUGAAUUGACGAAACACGCCGAUUCGGAUCCAGAUGUGAAGCAAGAGGCAUUGGAACAUCUGGACAAUGAGAACGAUCGAGUAUUGCAGGAGUUUGAGGAUCAUUUUUAUGCGCUUAAAGCAUCGAUGCUGACAUUAUUGCCGAAUUUCUUACCACCACUACAGUUGGGAGGACAUCAAUCAUCGAUUGCUGGAGAUGAUGGUUCUGGUACGCACCAAGUAGCGACAUUUUCGAAGGUAAAGCUGCCUGAAAUCCGUCUGCCGUCAUUCAGUGGUAAAAUUUUUGAGUGGGUAACCUUCCGCGAUUCCUUUCAAAGUCUGAUUCACAGCAAUCCUCAGCUGACUGAUAUGGAUAAGUUUACAUAUCUGAGGUCGUCGUUGUCUGGUGAUGCACUGCAAGAAAUCAGUUCAGUAGGAUUGUCUGCCGCCAAUUAUAUUGUUGCGUGGGAAAUAUUGGAGAACCGCUAUGAGAACAAAAAACUCAUCGUGAAGGCUCACCGAGAUGCACUUUUUGCCAUUGAAGGGCUCAAAAGGGAGAGCUACGAUAAACUCAAUCAACUCAUUAGCGACUUUGAGAAAAAUCUCCAAAUGUUGGACAAGAUAGGUCAGAACACUUCGGAGUGGACCACCAUUCUCGCUUAUAUGGUGUGUUCCAAGCUCGAUUCUGUUACGCUACGCCAGUGGGAAACUCACCACAACUCGAAGGAGGUUCCCACGUAUGCAGCCCUUCUCAGUUUUCUCCGCAACCACUGUGAUGUUCUCCAAUCAGUCGCUCCUGCAAAAUCCCAGACCAUUGAUCAUCGUUCUUCUAAAUCAACCGUCUGUCACACUGUUGUGAAGACGUCGAACAGAUGCACAUUAUGCAGUGAAUCGUGGCAUCCUCCUUCCCAGUGUGCUAUGUUUCAACGAAUGAAGGUUUCGGAGCGCAUCGAAGCUGUUGCUAAGCACAGGUUGUGUCGUAACUGUCUGCGUCCUGGACACUAUUCAAGUUCCUGCGAGAGAGGGGUCUGUCGUCAUUGCCAACAGAAGCACCACUCCAUGCUACAUGGAGCACCCAAAUCCUCCGUUCCACACUCGCAGCCGAAACCUCCGUCUCAAGACACGCAACCGAGACAGUCACAGACUAAGCAACACAAUCCGAACCAACACAUACACACUAAUACUGCCAACUCGCAACGCACAAACAACACACAGCCAACCACAACCACACCCACCACAAGUCAAAAUUAUGUUGCACUUCCCAUCACACCAACACACAACAUACUCCUGUCAACCGCUCUCGUGACAAUCAAGGACCGUUUUGGCAGAACAACGCUCGCACGAGCCCUGCUAGAUUCGUGUUCUCAGCACUGUCUAAUGACAGCAAGUUUUGCGAAUAAGCUGCAGUUUCAUGAAUCCCCUACAUAUUUGUCAGUUCAAGGAAUCGGUUCAUCUCGAUCAGUUUCCACCAAAUUGAUCAGUGCAGAGAUCAGUCCCAGAUCCAGGAUUAUAUCAUCCUUCAUCGCAGAAAUGCAGUUCCAUGUACUACCGAAAUUGACUGUUCUUUUGCCGACGACGAGUUGCAAUCCUGCCGAGUGGGAUCUUCCAGAUUCUACUCUGAUAGCCGACCCCGGUUUCCACGAGCCUGGCCCAGUUGAUUUGAUCAUAGGGGCGGAGUAUUACAUGGACUUGCUGAAGAAUGAGCGACAGAGAGCAACACCAUCAGGACCGACUCUGCAGAAUACGGUGUUUGGGUGGAUACUUUCGGGACGCAUUCCUAACAGUUCAAGCGGCGGACCAUGCUCACUGGUUCACGUAUGCUCGACAGCGGAGGUCGAAGAGCAGCUUACUAAAUUUUGGGAUCUGGAGACUUGUCGUACCACCAGCAUUAAUUCUGUAGAAGAAUCAUCCUGCGAACAGUUCUUCGAGCAGACUACAGUGAGAGACGAGAGUGGUAGAUUUGUUGUAACACUACCAAAAAAGGAACAUGUUAUCAGUAAACUGGGAGAUUCAAAGGCAACAGCACUUAAGCGGUUCAUGGGACUCGAACGGCGAUUCGCAGCUAAUCCGAACCUGAAGACGGUAUAUUCUGAAUUCAUCCACGAAUAUCUAACUCUCGGGCAUAUGAAGGAGGUGAUCGAGGAUAUCGACGGAGGCAAGAAGUAUUAUUUACCGCAUCACGCUGUUCUGAAGCCGGACAGCACCACCACGAAACUCCGAGUAGUUUUCGACGCUUCCUGUCGUACAUCAACAGGAAUUUCAUUGAACGACGGCUUGAUGGUCGGUCCCGUUGUUCAGGAAGAUCUCCUCAGCAUCACGCUACGUUUUCGUACGCACCGAUUUGCAAUUGUUGCCGACAUCGCCAAGAUGUAUCGAAUGGUUCGAGUACAGGUAGCGGAUCAAUCCCUACAGCGAAUCUUAUGGAGAGAUUCUAUAGAAGAGCCAAUCCGUACGUUCGAGCUAACCACAGUCACGUACGGAACCGCGUCUGCACCGUAUCUGGCCACGAAAUGUCUGCGAAGUUUGGCGGAAGAAGGAGCAGAAAUGCACCCAGAAGCUGCUAAGGUGCUGAAGAAGGAUUUCUACGUGGAUGAUAUGCUCUCAGGUGUAGACGACGUGGAGGACGGAAAGAAGCUGAUACAGCAGCUGGUCGAGCUGCUGGAGUCAGCUAGGUUUUCACUACGCAAGUGGAAUUCUAACAACAGAGAGCUGCUACUAAAUGUUCCUGAACACUUAAGAGACGACCGUUCGAUUCUGGAGUUAGACUCGUCUAGCUCAACUAUCAAGACGCUAGGACUUGUCUGGGAACCCAGUACCGAUCGCUUUCGAUUCACCACCCCGGUGUGGAACUCUGCUGCUGUUAUCACCAAGCAGUUGCAAGAGUAUUGGCACGAAUAUCGGAGAAACCUCGCCGGUUUGGAUAGCCUCUCGGUCCCCCGGUGGGUUGGAAGCAUUAGCAGCAGUGCAGAGGUGGAAAUUCACGGAUUCUGUGACGCAUCCGAGCUAGCGUAUGGAGCCUGCGUGUACAUUAGAACAGUUACAGAGGCUGGGUCCGUAGCUGUGCGGCUGUUGACGUCGAAGUCGCGGGUUGCUCCGCUUGAAAACCUAAAAAAGAAGAAAAAAAGGCAGUCUAUACCCCGCUUGGAAUUAUCGUCAGCGCUUUUGCUUGCUCAUUUGUACGAAAAGGUCGUACAGAGUCUCCGCAUUUCGGCAAAAUCGUUCUUUUGGACGGACUCGAUGAUCGUUAAGUGCUGGUUAUCAACGUCGCCGUCAAGAUGGAAGCAGUUCGUCGCAAAUCGAGUUUCUGAGAUCCAGCACAUCACGAAGGACGGCACCUGGAAGCACGUCGCAGGUGUAGAAAAUCCAGCAGACAUAAUCUCCCGUGGGAUGACCCCAGCGCAGCUUCAGUACCAACAUGCUUGGUUUGACGGACCACACUGGCUGUUAUUGGAAGAAGCGUAUCGACCUGAGACCAAGGAGAUAUGGGAAGAAAACAUCGAGUCAGCAGAUUUGGAGGAAAAGACUACAACGUUGGUUCUCCAGUCAACCUCUCCCAGUGAGAUUUUCAAACUACGAUCGUCACUGUCGGAGCUAGUUCGUAUUACGGCUUACAUUCGCCGUUUCCGAUUCAACGCUCGAGCAGUCAAUCGCAACUGCAGAAAGCACAGUCCUAUCACGGCAUCAGAGCUCGAUGAGGCAUUACAAAUGCUAGUCCGGCUAGCUCAACAAGAAAGCUUUCCGCAGGAACUUGCCGAUUUGUCCAAGCAACCCCACGUGCGAGAUUCGUCGCGCAUUAUUUCACUAAAGCCGAUUCUCAAGGAAGGCAUACUGUGCGUAGGCGGCCGGUUACGACAUGCAGCUGUGUCAACGAAUCGCAAGCAUCCGUAUAUUCUUGACCCUCAUCACCCGCUGACAAAAAUCGUAGUUGUUUACUACCAUCGAAAGCUAUUCCAUGCGGGACAGCAGCUGUUGAUUUCGGCUAUGCGAGAGCAAUUCUGGCCAGUGUACACCAGAAACCUGGUACGGCAGGUAAUCCACGAGUGCGUCGCUUGUUUUCGAGUACGACCCAAGGCACAGGAUCAGAUCAUGGCAGAUCUUCCACCCGAGAGAGUAACUCCCUAUUCACCGUUUCGAAGAGUCGGAGUCGAUUACUGUGGACCAUUUUCUUUGGUCUAUCCGCAUCGACGUUGCCAGCCUGUAAAAUGUUUUGUCGCAGUUUACGUUUGCCUAGUCACCAAGGCAGUGCACUUGGAGAUAGUCGCAGAUCUCACCACACAAGCUUUCCUAGCAUCGUUGAAGCGAUUUACAUCUCGACGUGGUAGACCCGAUUUGAUUAUGUGUGACAAUGCUAAGAAUUUCGUCGGUGCAAAACGGGAGCUGGAUGAACUUCGCCGACUGUUUCACAGCCAACAGUUCCAGAACGCUGUCACAAAAGAGGCAGCAGACGACAAAAUAGAGUUCCGGUUUAUUCCAGCACGCUCACCAAACUUCGGCGGGCUGUGUGAGUCCGCGGUGAAAUCCUUCAAGACGCUUUUCAAACGUUCGAUCGGCUUGCACACUCUAGUGUAUGACGAAAUACAAACGGUUUUGGUUCAGAUCGAGGCGAUUUUGAACUCACGACCACUCACCCCAGUUAGUAACGACCCAGACGACUACGAAGCGCUAACACCGGGACAUUUCCUGGUACAGCGACCUCUGACAGCAAUUCCAGAACCCGAUCUUGAAGCGAUACCAGAAAACCGACUCUCGGCUUGGCAAAAAACACAGCGGUUCACGCAGCAGUUGUGGAAGAAAUGGUCGACACAGUACUUGUCGAAUCUUCACAACAGGACAAAGUGGACACGGCAAAGAGACAACAUACGUGUAGGCACUAUGGUUGUUCUCAAGGAAGAGAAUCUACCUCCGUUAAAAUGGCAACUAGCGCGAGUGACGGAGAUUCAGCAGGGACCAGAUCAAAACGUACGAGUCGUCAAGGUACAGACGAAGGAUGGUAGUUAUAAACGAGCGAUCUCGAAGAUUUGCGUGCUACCCAUCCGCGAUAACUUCAUUUCAUCAACCGAGGAGAACUAG
Topomyia yanbarensis is the source of this 5244-nucleotide messenger RNA. RefSeq lists its product as uncharacterized. Gene Ontology annotation, biological process: DNA integration. The coding region runs from base 1 to 5244 and encodes 1747 amino acids. The transcript has 2 exons. Gene Ontology annotation, molecular function: nucleic acid binding. The record is from RefSeq and is a predicted model, not a curated record. NCBI's taxonomy places the organism in Eukaryota, Metazoa, Arthropoda, Insecta, Diptera, Culicidae.